UUCUGGCCAGGAUAUCCAAGGAACAAGUGUGGUGGCAAAUCUUCCAGUCCUGAUGCGACAGAAUCCUGCAGAAACACUUCGUCGGGUUUUACCAAAAAUCAGAGUCCAUGAGGAGGCACAUCCAGAGAAUGUGUUCUCACACAUGAUUAUCCAGAGUUGUGGAUCUGAGGUGCUGCAUGUUGCAGGAGUGGAAAUGCAGUUAACAGCGGCUGUUUCAUUUUUGACUGUUCUGCAAGAGGAGUCAGUGUCCAUUCAUACAUACUCCCACUCCUUCCUACACAUCAUUCUCCAGAACCUGGAACACAGAGAUGCAGGUGUCAGCAAUGCAUGGCUAGAAACUCUUCUUGCUGUAAUAGAAGCUUUACCAAAAGAGACUAUCAGACAUGAGAUCCUGAAUCCACUUGUUUCCAAAGCACAGCUUUCUCAAACGCUUCAGUCCCGCUUAAUUAGUUGUAAAAUCAUGGGAAAAUUAGCUAACAAAUUUGAAGCUCAUAUAUAUAUUUCUAUCCUUAAUUAUAUGGAGAUGUAUCAGGAGCCACAGGAGCCUGAUAUUAUCCAGCUCUUUGAUUCUUGGACAGUGGUGCAGGAGAGGGAAGCAAUGAUGAAA
Molecule: messenger RNA, 607 nt
Organism: Phaethon lepturus (White-tailed tropicbird)
Lineage: Eukaryota; Metazoa; Chordata; Aves; Phaethontiformes; Phaethontidae
Product: serine/threonine-protein phosphatase 4 regulatory subunit 4-like
Exons: 6
Cellular component (GO): cytosol; protein serine/threonine phosphatase complex
Molecular function (GO): protein phosphatase regulator activity
Source: RefSeq, a predicted model, not a curated record